AUGACGAUCCACAAGACGCAAGGCUUGACGUUGGACUCCGGGGAAUUGGAUCUCUCCAAAGUCUUCGAUCCGGCGCAGCUCUAUGUGGCGCUGUCCAGGUUCCGUUCGUUGGACCGGGUGAAGCUCUCGGGUCUGCCGGAGCGCCUGCCGCCGCCCGGCCCCAUGACACGCUUAGCGUUGGACUUCCACCAGAAGUUGGAGAGGGUGGAAUAG
Messenger RNA from Cladocopium goreaui, 213 nucleotides. The record is from the annotation of a GenBank genome assembly. NCBI's taxonomy places the organism in Eukaryota, Dinophyceae, Suessiales, Symbiodiniaceae.